Messenger RNA from Babjeviella inositovora NRRL Y-12698, 619 nucleotides. RefSeq names its product 60S ribosomal protein eL19 (gene RPL19A). The coding region runs from base 1 to 576 and encodes 191 amino acids. Gene Ontology annotation, biological process: translation. Gene Ontology annotation, molecular function: RNA binding; structural constituent of ribosome. Lineage: Eukaryota; Fungi; Ascomycota; Pichiomycetes; Serinales. Gene Ontology annotation, cellular component: ribosome; cytosolic large ribosomal subunit. The record is from RefSeq and is a predicted model, not a curated record. The transcript has 2 exons.
AUGGAUACCUGGGCUAAUCUCCGUACUCAAAAAAGACUCGCCGCCUCUGUCGUUGGUGUUGGUAAGAGAAAGAUCUGGUUGGAUCCUAACGAGACCACUGAAUUGGCCCAGGCUAACUCCCGUGCUGCCAUCAGAAGAUUGUACAGAAACGGUACCAUCGUCAAGAAGCCAGUUACCGUCCACUCUAGAUCUCACGCCAGAGCUUUGGCUGAGUCCAAGCGUGCUGGUCGCCACACCGGUUUCGGUAAGAGAAAGGGUACCAGAGACGCCCGUAUGUCCGCUCAGGUCAUUUGGAUGAGAAGAUUGCGUGUCUUGAGAAAGUUGUUGGUCAAGUACAGAGCCGCCGGUAAGAUCGACUCUCACUUGUACCACAACUUGUACAAGUCUGCCAAGGGUAACGCCUUCAAGCACAAGCGUGCUUUGGUUGAACACAUCAUCCAGGCCAAGGCCGAGGCUGCCCGUGAAAAGGCCCUUAAGGACGAAUCUGACGCCAGAAGAUUGAGAAACAAGGCUGCCAGAGAAAGAAGAGCCAUCAGAGUUGCUGAAAAGAGAGAUGCUUUGUUCAAGGACGAAUAAAUUUCUUUUUAAUGUAAUAUUCUUUUCUUAUAUGGUAUAUGGG